AUGUGUGGAAUUUUUGCCUAUGUAAACUUUUUGACGCCGAGAAGUCGCACCGAAGUAAUUAAUAUAUUACUAAGAGGCUUGCAAAGAAUGGAAUACCGUGGCUAUGAUUCUGCGGGCCUCGCUAUAGAUAGUGAAGCGGACAGUGUGAAAAUUGGUUCGAAAAUAAUGCUUCUCAAAAAAGUUGGUAAAGUCAAUGUGCUUGAAAACUAUAUUAAAGAGCGCCAGUUUUGCAAUGAUGAUGUGGUUUACAAAACUCAUUGUGGUAUCGCGCACACAAGAUGGGCAACGCAUGGUUCACCCAAAGAUGUUAACUCGCAUCCUCAAAGAUCAAAUAUGAAAAAUGAAUUCUUGGUUGUGCACAACGGUAUCAUAACAAACUAUCGUGAACUCAAAGAAUAUUUGAUAAAAAAAGGCUAUGAAUUCGAAUCAGAAACUGAUACUGAAGUAAUUGUAAAAUUGAUUCAACAUAUCGCAAACAAAUGUGAAGGUGCAAGAUUUCAUCAACUGGUUGAGGCUACUAUUCAACAUCUGACGAACAAAUUUUCUGCAUUGCAGGAGGGUGCAUUUGCGCUUGCUUUUAAAAGCAACCGUUUUCCUGGGCAGCUAGUCGCAACAAGACGUGGCAGCCCUCUUCUGAUUGGAAUCAAAACUAUAGGAAGGCUUUCUACAAAUCAUUUUCCUGUUUUUUUUAGUAAAGCUCGACGCUUUAUAUCGUCUGAAUAUGCUAAUGAAUCGUUUAUGGAACCUGUAAUAGGUAGUGAAAUUGGAUUCAAAACAAGCACACCUAUCAAAGGAGGGGAUGUAUCCGAUGAAGCAGAAUUCCAGAUUUUUGACUACAAAGAAGCGGAAUAUUUUGUAGCAUCUGAUGCAAGUGCAAUUAUUGAGCAUACAAAACAGGUCAUCUUUCUUGAAGAUGAUGAUGUUGCUGUGAUCGAGAAUGGUUCACUAUCAAUACAUCGCAUUAAGCGUGGCGAUGAAAUUCCUCAAACACGAGAAGUUCAAAAUUUGACAUUAGAACUGCAGCAAAUUAUGAUGGGUAAUUUUAAAACGUUCAUGCAGAAGGAAAUAUAUGAACAGCCAGAUUCAAUCGUGAACACAAUGAGAGGUCGCAUACUUGAUGACGGUACUGUUGUUCUUGGCGGCAUUAAGGACUACCUACUAGACAUCAAGCGAUGUAGACGACUGAUCUUAGUAGCUUGUGGUACUUCAUAUCACUCAGCUCUUGCGUGUCGACAAAUUAUGGAAGAACUAACGGAAUUACCAGUGAUACUGGAGCGAGCGAGUGAUUUCUUGGAUCGCGAAACACCUAUUUUUCGUGAUGAUGUUUGUUUCUUCAUAUCACAGAGUGGAGAAACAGCAGAUACGUUAAAUGCUUUAAGGCUACAAUUGUGUUUUGAAAUAAAUUAUAAAUUCUACAGGUAUUGUAAGCCACGAGGAGCUUUAACAAUAGGUAUCACAAACACUGUUGGUAGUAGCAUUUGUCGUGAAACACACUGUGGAGUUCACAUUAAUGCUGGCCCUGAAAUUGGUGUUGCAUCAACUAAAGCAUACACUUCUCAAAUUUUAUCGCUAGUGAUGUUUGCUUUGACUGUAAGUGAUGAUCGCAUUUCGAUGUGCAAACGUCGUGAAGAUAUUAUCAGUGGCCUGCGACAAUUACCAGAUUUAAUUCGCGAAGUUUUGAAACUUGAUGGUGAGGUGCUUGAAAUAGCCAAGAAAAUCUACCAGGAACGAUCGCUGCUAAUAAUGGGCCGAGGAUAUAAUUUUGCUACUUGUCUUGAGGGUGCAUUAAAGAUCAAGGAACUGUCAUAUAUACACUGUGAAGGUAUUAUGAGUGGGGAAUUGAAACAUGGUCCGCUUGCAAUGGUAGACAAAAACCGUAGCAUUGUGAUGAUCAUUUGCAGUGACAACGUCUACAAUAAGUCAGUCAACGCAUUACAGCAAGUGUUAGCACGUGAUGGUGACCCAAUCAUUAUCGCUGAUCUUGAUGUACCGUUAAUUGAUCUGAAAGAUAGGCUUUCUGUCAUUCGUGUCCCAAAAACAGUUGACUGUAUCCAGAACAUCCUGACCGUUAUUCCUCUUCAACUGCUCAGUUACCAUGUUGCAGAACUGAAAGGAUUAAACGUUGAUAGACCUCGAAAUUUGGCAAAAUCAGUCACGGUCGAAUGA
Molecule: messenger RNA, 2166 nt
Organism: Thelazia callipaeda (thelaziosis nematode)
Lineage: Eukaryota; Metazoa; Nematoda; Chromadorea; Rhabditida; Thelaziidae
Source: the annotation of a GenBank genome assembly